GGCGUUUUCCCGGGAUUUGGGGAACAGAAGCGUUUUGGGGCCGUUCCGAUGGGAUUUUGGGGCGUUUUCCCGGGAUUUGGGGGCAGAUGGAGCGGGAGAUGCGGCACAAGCUGAAAACGGCCUUCAAGAACUUCAUCGAGAAGGUGGAGGCGCUGACCAAGGAGGAGCUGGAGUUCGAGGUGCCCUUCCGGGAGCUGGGGUUCAAUGGCGCCCCCUACCGCAGCACCUGCCUCCUGCAGCCCACGAGCAGCGCCCUGGUGAACUGCACCGAGUGGCCGCCGUUCGUGGUGACGCUGGACGAGGUGGAGCUGAUCCACUUUGAGCGGGUGCAAUUCCACCUGAAGAACUUCGACCUGGUGAUCGUGUACAAGGACUACGCGCGCAAGGUGACGAUGAUCAACGCCAUCCCCGUGGCCUCGCUCGACCCCAUCAAGGAGUGGCUCAACUCCUGUGACCUCAAGUACACCGAGGGCGUGCAGUCCCUCAACUGGACCAAGAUCAUGAAAACCAUCGUGGACGACCCCGAGGGCUUCUUCGAGCAGGGGGGGUGGAGCUUCCUGGAGCCCGAGGGGGAG
Molecule: messenger RNA, 575 nt
Organism: Cyanistes caeruleus (blue tit)
Lineage: Eukaryota; Metazoa; Chordata; Aves; Passeriformes; Paridae
Source: RefSeq, a predicted model, not a curated record